AGCAUUUGGCUCCAUUGUCAUUAUUCUCACCGCGCAACAAAGCUGGUAGCAAUGACACAAAUCAUCUCCAGGCAUGCUCUUCUGCAGACCUGUGGCAUGACCUUGCUGGUGCUUCCUUUCGCUGGGAUGCUGUGGCAGAAGUUGAUCGGCAAGGCUGACGGCCAGAAUCUUGCCUCCCUUUUGGCGGUCAUUUGGAACUACCGCAGGACAGACUUCCGUGGAUUCAUGAAGAGCCACCGUGCGGCUAUCAAACAGGGCAAGGAAUCAGGAGACUAUGUCCCUGGGGUGAUGAACUACUACAGCUUGAUGUCGGACCUUAUCACUCUGUGCUCGGGCCCAUACUGGCACUUUGUGCCAAUGCUUAAGGGAAAGUCUCGAGCAGAGAGCCAUUCUCAAUUCCAUCAUACAAUGACGUGUUACUUGGGCGCAGGCAAAGAGGACACAGUAUUGGAGAUUGGCUGUGGCUAUGGAGAGAUGGGCCGCCAAGUUGCAAAGAUCUCCGGUGCCUCGGUCACUGGGUUGACGAUGGCAGAUGCCGAGAUCGUCGGUGGCAAUGAGCGCAUCAAGGCGGCUGGUCUGGAUGAUCGUUGCAAGAUUGUACAGGGCAACUACCACAAAACAGACUUUCAGGACGCCAGCUUCACCAAAGUCUUCGGGAUCUACACGUUGAAAUACUCGUCAGAUUUGGACGCUGUGUUUCGCGAGGUCGCAAGGCUGCUGAAGCCAGGUGGCACCUUUCUUUCCUACGAGAUCCUUGUGACAGAUGAAUUUGAGAGGGCCAAGCCUGAGCACAAGAAGUAUGUGGAGAAUAUCUCGACCUGCACAUGUAUGCCACCGCUCUGGCCUGCUGAAGCAAUGCGUGCUGCUGCUCAAAAAGCAGGCUUGGUGCCUGUUGUUGAGGAGGACAUUGGAGCAGGGCCAAAUGUUCGGCCUUGGUAUACGUGCUUCACCAAUGGCGUUUAUCAGAUUCUGGCAUGUCCACUUUUGCUGCCAUUCUUCAGAUGUGCAGAGACGCUGCGGCUGCUCCCUCCAUCCUUCAGCGAGUGGUUUGAGAACUUGCUAGU
Messenger RNA from Durusdinium trenchii, 1064 nucleotides. The record is from the annotation of a GenBank genome assembly. Lineage: Eukaryota; Dinophyceae; Suessiales; Symbiodiniaceae.